Messenger RNA from Lathyrus oleraceus (garden pea), 1032 nucleotides. RefSeq lists its product as uncharacterized. The transcript has a single exon. The record is from RefSeq and is a predicted model, not a curated record. Lineage: Eukaryota; Viridiplantae; Streptophyta; Magnoliopsida; Fabales; Fabaceae. The coding region runs from base 1 to 1032 and encodes 343 amino acids.
AUGACUAGAUGUGAAGCAGAUCAUUCUGUUUUCUUCCUUCACUCUUCCAACGGACAACACAUCUUUCUUGUGGUUUAUGUUGAUGACAUUGUUAUCACUGGAGACGAUACAGACGAUAUUCAGCGACUCAAAACUCAUCUUUUCAAAAACUUUCAGACAAAAGAUUUGGGUCCACUCAGAUACUUCUUAGGUAUUGAGGUUGCACAAUCCUCAUCAGGCAUUGCAAUUAACCAACGUAAGUAUGCAUUAGACACCCUAACUGAAACUGGUAUGCUUGACUGUCGUCCGAUUGAUACUCCUAUGGAUCCCAAUGUCAAGCUUCUUCUGGGUCAGGGGGAGUUGUUGAAAGACCCGGGAAGAUAUCGACGUCUAGUGGGUAGACUAAAUUAUCUUACCGUCACCAGACCGGAUAUUACUUUUGCAGUGAGUAUUGUGAGUCAAUUCCUUAAUGCUCCUUGUGAUAUUCAUUGGAAUUUCGUUAUUCGGAUUCUCAGAUAUAUAAAGAAUGCACCAGGAAAAGGCCUAUUAUAUGAAGAUAAGGGUGAUGCUAAAAUCACUUGUUACUCAGAUGCAGAUUGGGCAGGAUCACCGUCGGAUAGGAGAUCCACUUCUGGAUAUUGUGUUCUUAUUGGAGGAAAUAUGAUCUCAUGGAGAAGCAAGAAACAAAACACAAUUGCAUUAUCUAGUGCUGAAGCUGAAUAUCGGGCUAUGGCAGCAGCCUCAAAAGAACUUGCUUGGCUUAAGAAUUUGCUCUCAGAACUUAGGUUUGGUGACCUUCAGAACACAAAACUCAUAUGCGACAAUCAAGCGGCACUCCACAUUGCGUCCAAUCCGGUUUUCCAUGAACGGACCAAGCACAUAGAAAUAGAUUGUCACUAUGUAAGAGACAAGGUACUGUCGGGAGAAAUAACCACGAAAUUUGUCAAAUCUGAAGAUCAAUUGGCUGAUAUGCUUACCAAGUCUCUCAAGGUUUCUCAAGUGAAUUAUAUUUGUAACAAGCUCGGAUCAUACAAUAUAUACGAUCCGGCUUGA